Molecule: messenger RNA, 1166 nt
Organism: Theobroma umbraticum
Lineage: Eukaryota; Viridiplantae; Streptophyta; Magnoliopsida; Malvales; Malvaceae
Gene: IAA33
Product: indole-3-acetic acid inducible 33
Biological process (GO): regulation of DNA-templated transcription
Cellular component (GO): nucleus
Source: RefSeq, a predicted model, not a curated record
GCAAUCCUCAGUUCCCAACCAUUUGUCCAAUUCACUCUCUCUCUCUGUCAAUAACCCCACAGAACCCCAACCCUUUUCAGUUUCCUCAUUGAAUUCUGUCUCUGCCUUUUAACAUAAAAUCCCCCACACGCCCACCGUGUAGACCAAACUCAUUUCAGCUUCCUAGCUGUAUCUCCCCUCCCAAAAAGACUAGUACAACUCAUACAUAAUCCCCUUUUAUAUUUCAACCAUACAAAGCCAGCGACCGGUCCCAAACUAGAAGUACUAGCAGUUCCUCACCCGGAGAAAGAGAGGGAUGAACAGCUUUGAAUCUCAAAGACAAGACUCCUUGAAAAGGAGAUUGCAAGACAGAAGAUUUCACAUCAACACCACCAGAUUUGUUGUUGUUGCAGCUGCUCCAAUCACACCUCAUCACUCCUCUGCACCCUUCCUCCCUAACCCUAACAACAGUACCAAACUCCAGAGUUUCCCUGGUCUUGAUAAUGAUGAUCUCGUUUCCAGCGUCGUCCCGCCAGUGACUGUGUGCUCGAAGGCCGUUCAUCUGUCGCGCAUCAGUCUCCAUAAGCAUGCAAGCUACCAUAGCCUUGCAAAGGCUCUCAGGCAAAUGUUUGUGGAGGGAAACGACGAUGGACCCACCUCGGAGAAUGAACUAGAUCUUUCCAACGCUGUUCCUGGUCACCUCAUUGCCUAUGAAGACAUGGAAAACGAUCUUCUUCUUGCUGGAGACCUCAACUGGAAGGAUUUUGUACGUGUGGCUAAGAGAAUUCGGAUACUGCCAGCGAAGGGGAAUUCAAGGAAGAUUAGAGGAGGGGCAUAGUUUGUUGGGUUUUGCCAUCUUAUGAGAGGAUGGUGUAUUUGUCAAGGCAGUUAUAUAUGUGCAAACAUACAGAAAGAAAGAAAGAAAAGCAGCAAAUUAAAGCCCAUUUGCAAUGAGAUUUUGAUAUGUUCUAGUCCGAGAGCUAGUCCUUAAUUGGGAAUUGGAUUAAUUAUAGCAGCUUCUCAUAACUCAUAUAUAUAUAUAUAUAUCUAGACUUACCUGUAGCCUUCUCCUUUUUGUCUUUUUUCCUGAAUAAAAGAACUUUUCCUAUAGCAUUUCAUAGUGACUGCUCUUCUACUUGUUUAGGGAAUGCGUUAAAAUUCUUCUGUGCUAUAUAUAUAAAAAAAAA